GCGGUCUGCAGGUGCUAGUGAGUUGAAGGUGCUGGGGGUGGAUUUUGAAGAAGCUGGUAGGUGCCCUAUGAGGGUGAACGUGGCAGUGGCAGGCCGCGGCUGAGGGGGCGGAUGGUAGGAGCGAAGUUGGGGAGUUAGGACUCAGAUUACCUGGCUCUUGGGGGUGAGGUGCGGGCUAAGGCGCAACUGAGAAGCAGGAGUCGUGAUUUCUCAUCCAGGCUCUGAAUUUGGGCAGUCACUUAACCCCUGUGUGCUUCAGUUUUCUCUGUAAAAUGUGGCAGUAUCUACGGACGGGUUUUUCAGCAUCACAUAAUUAAGUUCUGCAUAAAGCUGACAAGAGCACAAUAAGGAAACCUAUGUCUGAUGAAAGUAUCACAUGAAAUGGAUGAAUUUGGAGGAACGUCUGGACAUGCAAGGAUAAGAUUAUGUAGAAACCAUCAGACUUUGGAUGUAUCUUGGUUAAAUUCUAGCCUACAAGAGACAUUAUUACCAGGAAAACCAUGGCAUAAGGUUUUAGACAAACUUGGAGCUGCUCUUGCUGAUGACGUGAAGCACCAACUAAGAAAUCCUAAACAACGACAAAUGAUUUUCUGUCUUCUUGGCCAGCAUUUUGUUAAAAAAUAUUUUCAUGAGUGUCCUAAUCAACCUAGUCUACUAUCUUCCACAAACAUGAGUGAGAUAGAUCAGAAGAAGUUGGAAGAAGAUACAAGGAUUUGGCUGAAGCAACAGUGCUUAAAAGCUGCAGAACGCAUUAGCUGUCAGUUCAGACUUGAUAAUAAUUCUGAAAGACUGGCUCCCGAAAUGGUGCAUUUUCUUAAUGAUACCUACAACAUAGUAGCAACAGAGAUGGAAUUGUUAUUGGCUACACAUGAGGCAUGGGAAAAGGCAGCAGAUUCACAUAAGGAUCUACCUCCUUCGGAGUGGAAUUCUAAUCCAACAUCAGUAGCUAAAAAAAGACCAAAUUCUGUUGAAAGCAAAGACCUCAGUUUAGCCAUGUAUGGAGGAUCUGUUUUCCAAUUAAAUGAAACAGACAAGAUGCAUAUUGGUCCUGAGAUACCCUCACCUAUUCUAAAUUGCUCAGCAAGUGAUAUACUGGGAGACUCAAUCUGUGCCAUAAUCUCAUUAGAUUAUGAUAGUAUGUUAACUGUGUGUGAAAGGCAAAGUGGAAAAUUACUUCCAAAAACACUUCGACAGUUUAUCUGGACUGAUAAACUUCUAAAAGCGGAUGCAAAAGUUGACAAGUUUGAAAGAAUAACAAUUCUUGAGAGAGAAGCUAGAGUGAAGUUUGGACGAACAGUGGAGCACCGAAUUGCUAAACUGAAAAUUAGAAGUGCCACCCGAUCACCAAUUUCAGGCCUUAUUGAAAAUGCAGUUGUGGAGAAAUAUGAAAAGACACCCUGCAUGCAUUCUUUUGCCACAAAUGAACAAAUGAUUUCAGAGACCAGCAAAACCUUAAAUGUCCUCUAUGUUUUCAAUGGCACGUAUGAACCCUACCUAAUCUAUUGGCUUUUUCCUUUGCAAAUGGCAUUUAAGCAAGUAAUGCCUACAGCUGAACAUCCCUAUGAAUUGGCUAUGUACCUACAUUUCCUACAUCAAAACUUAUUCCCAUCAUGGACAGAAAUCUUUGCAAUGGCUGAGUGGAUGAUGAGCCUUCUGGAGAGAGAGGAUACUGAAUUCUUCACUCAUCUUCAGCAGUGUUUCAGAAAGAAUUUUUCAGUUGACCCAAAAGAUUUUCUGGUGGAGUUGAUAGUUCGAGAAAGAGAGAAAGCUCAAAAACUCUACACCGCCACAGACAGAUCUGAGCAAAACAAACAUCUAACCAAGGAAUUACUGGCAAGCCCAGUCAUUUUCCUCAGAAAGUGGAUGGGUGAAGGCUUUGUGAGUAUACUGGAUUUUCCUGCAGUGUUGUUGAUUUGGGAUCAAUUGUACAUGCAAGAUUGGAAUCAAAAGGUGAUGGAGAAUUUCUGUCUCUCAAUCCUUAUGCUAUUAAAGGAUUCACUAAUGGCUGCCAAUGAUUAUCCAGCUAUAAGAGAGGUGUUUUUGUUCUAUGGUUGUCAUCUAUUUACAGCUGAUAUUCAAAGGGCCUGGAUUCAUCUUCAGCAAGGUGGUUUACCAUCUGACAUCCCUGGGCUUAGCAGGCAGAACCAAAGGCCGCUUGCUGAUCUGUCUCCAAGGCUCAGUUCAAUGGAAGCUGGAAAGGUUUCUCUUGGCUUCCAGAACAUCUUGCCAGUUGAAGUGAAGGAUGUUUUACUGAAGCUAGUUUUACCAGUACCACAGGUUGAGAUAUCACACACUGAAACUUGGUUGAAAGAGUUUGACCCUCUUGCUGUGGAGUUAACAGUUUCAGUAUUUUAUGGCCUUGAAAAACUGUGUUCCAAGACUAGCUCUUUUAAACCCUCUGUUCUACAGAAAACCAAAGGAAAAACAGCAAAAAAAAGUGAAACCACUGAAUUUACUGUUCGGUUCAAUGAAACAUUUGCCUUUGAUUCUCUGGAUCCAUCUGAGUUUAUAAAUAUUGCAGAAGCUAAACCCUAUAUUGUAUUAAAAGUAGUUUACAAGUCUAACGGCAAAGACUCACUGACUCUCGGAUGGCAAAUGGUGGAUGUAUUUCAGCAAGAAAGUACAAAUAUUAGAGCUAUCUGGACACCUAAAGAGUUUUCUACACUUGUUCCACUGCAUCCUGGGAAACUUCCUUAUAACAUUAUGGGUUAUACUUUGAAGCAUGUCUCAAAAGACUUGGCCCAGGGUCAUUCAAAUAUCCAGUUAACUGUUUGUGAUACAUCCAAGGAAAGAAAUAGACAGAGAAACAACCAAAUGAGAAGAAAAAGGCUUCAAGAGUCUGACUUUUUAUAUGUACCUUGGAUUCCAUAUAAUUCCUCUACCAUAUUACCAAGUCCUACAUCAUUAAACUGUCCAUUUGAUCUAUAUAUAGAUGCACUCCAUUAUAUCCCUGAUAAUGCAACAAUAACAAAGGUAACAGGGCAAAUCAAGAAUUCAGGGCUGAAUAGCUUGCUUGAUAUUAUGGCAUUUCCACUUCUUAAUAGUUCAUCUCGAAAUCCAGAAUUCCAGUACCGAAUGGUCUCAAAUGGAGAUGAUCCAAAAGUAAUGGAUAUCAAUACAUGUGUUCUUCUUCAAGUUUAUACAGUGGAUGUAGAUUCUGGAGACCUUGUUAUAAUAGGAAACUCUGUGAUACGUGUGUUUAAUGAUGAUGGGAAGCUAAAUGUCGGAGGAUUUCAAUUAAGACUGAGAGGAGGGAUGCCAACGAAGGAACCAGCAGCUUUUACACCAUCUGCAUUAAAUCAGUAUCCAGUCAUUCCCUGCUGCACUAUACUACUUCGAUUGUUACCACACACUCAGUUUUCAGUGCCUGCACCAAGCUACUCGAUGGGAUAUUACUUCUCAAAUGAUGCUAAGCCCAGUAAUUCAGAGCUAGAGAUUAUAUCCAGCUUUCAAAAGGACAACAGCUUCCCAAAACUUGUACAAGACAUGGGAAUGCAUUUAAUUGACAAAGAACAAAGCAAAGUUACACUUGAUCAUUUGGAAGCCUGGUAUGUGGAAAGAUUGGAUGAAAAAAGACAUUCACGACCAGAACACUUUCCAAAAUAUAUCAAUAUACAUCAUGCAGUCCGCUAUCGGCAAGAAGCAGGCAUCCGGAUAAAGAUCAAGCAAGCCUUUGGACUUAAAGCUGGUGGAUAUUAUGUAAAUGUGUUAGCCAGAGUCCUUAAGGGAGCUGCAAGCAUGCAUUUGCCUGAGUUACCUCAACAAUGGGCAGGAGAAGAAAAAUUUCUAACAAACCAACUUGAUUUUACAAGUCUACAGAGAUCACCACGGUGGACUGAUCCAUCUGUGGUGUUACACCCUUAUCUUGAUCAUCAUAGUGUGCUUUUAAUUCAAAUAUUUGGCCUGAAUGCUAUUUAUGUUCCGGAUCCAAGUGGACAGAGACCAGGAAAAGUAAUAUCUCACCCUGGUCAGAUCCUGGAGCUUAAUACACAAUCACAGUUAGGCUGGACUGCUGUUCCACUCUUUGACAGAGACUAUGUGAGGAGUGGUGUGCACAGUGCUCCGUUGUUUCAGGGUUCUCCAAGUGCAGAAUUUCUCCAGUCUGUAAUCUCUCAGCCAGUGAAGGAUGUUAUGGCUGAAGGUAUAAAGAAAAAGACAUUAAAACUUUUGCCAACUUUUGGCAGUGUUACUCUUGAGUUUUGGGAUGGUCAUUACUUUGAAGAGGAGCAUUAUGAGCUACCUGUUCUAAACAACCUUCUAACUGUUGCCAACACAAAGAAAUUUGUGGACACUCAAGCAAACAAGAGAGGCCAGGAGCUGUCACAGCUAGUUCUGCACAGUAUGGAUAAAAAAAUAAGAAAAUUGGGACGACAUAGCCCUGAAUAUUAUCAACAAGAGUAUUUUUACAAAGAAGCAAUGGGAAACGCUUUUUACAGUCUUGUGGAAACAAUCCUCUUGAAUGCAGGUUAUGGUCAUCUGUGAGCUUACCCAAUAUUCUUCACCUUUGAAGGGAAUCAAAAUGAUCAAAUUCUUAAACUGGAUCAAACAUAUUUUCAAGCUCUACCUAAAACUAAGUAUACAUUAUGUGUAUUUUGCCUCCAUUUUAUAACUUACUGAUUUAAAAAAUAUAUAUAAAUAAUAGAAUUAAGAAUCUUUUGUACAAAAAGCAUUUCUUCCUGCAUGUAUGGGGUAUAAAUUGUAUAUAUCUUUACAUUAAAGUUGUUCCAUUUACUGCUGAUUCAAAAUGUACUUUUGUUGUUUUCCUGAUUAUAAAUGUGAAAGUUCAUUUUCAACAGCGAUUAUACGGACAGCAACAACAGCUGAUUAAAAAGUCUCUUUGUACCUUAUUGUCUUAUCCAUUAGGAAAUCUUAGUAAAAUUAGGUUACCCGGGACAGCAUUGUUGCAGCUCAGCUUCCAUGUCCUGUGGCCUCCUGAAAUAGUUGCAGUAUGAUGCAUUGGUCUUCUAUCAUUUGCAACUCUGUAGGUGUCAAAUAAAGAAUGGCCACCUCUUCACUCCUUUGCCACAUUGCAAACCCCUUAGUGGCUUAAUGAUACUUAAUUAUUCAUCCAUAUAGAGCCAAAUUCUCAGCCCUGCUUGCAUAGCUAUAAGGAUCUUUGUGUGAGGCACAAUCCUUUUCAAGUUCCCCUAGCUGGCUACCAGCUAGAACUGACAGAGCUGUGAGGAUGUUGAGAUGGUGAUGGUGCUGUUCUUGUUCAGAGCCUCACCUGAAAUCUGCCCCAAAAUCUUGAGUUCAGUCUAUGACAGAAGAACUUGCUGAAGUCUGACUUCUCCCUGGAAUAGGGGAGGAGUUGCAUAGCUGUGUAAGCUAUACACCAGGAAUGUGCUUCACUCCUCCAAACCAGACACACUUAGAUGAAAGGAAACCUAUGGUUAUGGGACUGCUAAGGGCUAUAUGCCACAGAUGUUUUGUGCUCAACAAUAAAAAAUAAUUUGAUAACAAUAUCUUGGGAGAGCAUCAGCCUGGAGCCUUGCUUCCUAUAAUCAUUGAAGGGCUGAAGGUAUCCCCUAACUCCCCCUUCCAGCUUAUUGACUCACUUUGUCAGUAGCUUGUGUGUUAUGAGAAGAUAUCAUUCUUUAGAAUCAGAACAGGGAAAGAAACACUGUUUGCACUGAGAGAAUCAUAGAGAUGACAGUUCUUUUUUUUCUAAAGCAUUCAGUGUGUAAUUGCUGAAGACAUUCCAAGCCAUUCUAAUGAAGUGUACUGUCUGCCAGUCUGUGCGCUCUUCCUAGAGAACCAUCUGUUACACCUCAAAUAUCUAAAGGUCUGCCAUCAUUUAUUGCACCAAACAAAUCAAUUUCUUUGUCUGACCUGCAGUAACUUGUGAAUGUGGCCUCCUAGAAGGUAGUUUGUUACCAUGCAAAGCACAGGAUCUUCUGUCUGUUGUUGCUAUAUAAAAAUGUUUUUUCAUGACUCAUCAUAGCAAAUUUCUGAUAUCAGACCUACUGAUUAGAUUUUUAAUUUACUUGGUAACAUAUAUAAAUACUAAAAAAUCCUGAAUGAUUUUUCUCUUCACUCAAUCAUUGUUACAUCAUACGCUUUUUCUUUUGGUAAACCAAACCUUUCUUUGUAAUACUUUGUAGGUCUUGUGUAUAAAGGCAACAUGGCCUUAUUGUAACUUGAUUUACUGUUCCUUUAAUUAGAUUAUUUGUAGCUGAAACAAAGCUUUGUUAGCC
Mauremys mutica (yellowpond turtle) is the source of this 6197-nucleotide messenger RNA. RefSeq lists its product as uncharacterized. The transcript is spliced from 31 exons. The record is from RefSeq and is a predicted model, not a curated record. Lineage: Eukaryota; Metazoa; Chordata; Testudines; Geoemydidae. Bases 364 to 4482 code for a protein of 1372 amino acids.